GGUAGCACUGAAUCCAAAAUCAAAUUCAUUAGUCAAUAAGUUGACUCUGCAAAUACAUUACUCUCCUCUCAGUCUUUUCCAAAAACUCGCACAAUGUCGAAGACUUCCAGACAUUCAACAACGGAAAAUGUGCGCAAGUCGGUGAAACCGGUAGUGGUGAAGAAGGUUCCUCGUCUUAGAUCCUAUGAUGGGGAUGCGUUCGUUAGCUUGUUCGCCCGCCGCGGAGCUCGGGAUAUCAUGAUUUUGGAUGCCCAAGGAAUGCCCCUUCGGUCGACCUGCAGCCAGAGGCGCACCUUCUUCUUUGUCUCGAACCUGAAGCCACUUCUUUUCAUGGCCCGGAACGUGGUCAGGGAUCUGGAUCCCUCGAACGACAUAACCUUCAUGAGGAUUCGCUCCAAUGUCGGCGAAAUACACAUGACCUUGGGCACGGAUUUCAUUUUGAUUAUGGUGCAAAAGUUAAAGAGGAACCGAAAGAGUUCCAUUUCAUAAAACAUUUUCCAAUUGAAGGGCGGGUGUGUGUGUGUGUGUGCGGGAGUUAAUUGAGCUGGUCCACUAAAAAUUAAACUGCAUGCAAUCAUGGCAAA
Messenger RNA from Drosophila eugracilis, 584 nucleotides. RefSeq names its product dynein light chain roadblock-type 1. Gene Ontology annotation, cellular component: cytoplasm; cytoplasmic dynein complex; centrosome. Bases 94 to 489 code for a protein of 131 amino acids. Gene Ontology annotation, biological process: microtubule-based movement. The transcript has 2 exons. The record is from RefSeq and is a predicted model, not a curated record. Gene Ontology annotation, molecular function: dynein intermediate chain binding. NCBI's taxonomy places the organism in Eukaryota, Metazoa, Arthropoda, Insecta, Diptera, Drosophilidae.